This is a messenger RNA of Wallemia ichthyophaga EXF-994, 4875 nucleotides long. Its product is annotated as Putative DNA helicase INO80. Gene Ontology annotation, molecular function: ATP hydrolysis activity; rRNA (uridine-N3-)-methyltransferase activity; ATP-dependent chromatin remodeler activity. The record is from RefSeq and is a predicted model, not a curated record. NCBI's taxonomy places the organism in Eukaryota, Fungi, Basidiomycota, Wallemiomycetes, Wallemiales, Wallemiaceae. The transcript has 8 exons. Gene Ontology annotation, cellular component: Ino80 complex. Gene Ontology annotation, biological process: DNA repair; rRNA base methylation. Bases 1 to 4875 code for a protein of 1624 amino acids.
AUGGGUAAAAAGAACAGCAACUUGAAAUCGAGUCUAGAGAGACACAAGUCUAAUCAGGCUAUCAAGCAGCAGCAUAAAGCAUUGGAGAAGAAGAAGGAAAAGGUAAAAGUAUCUACAAAACCAGUUAAGUUGCCGUUCCGAGGGGAUGAUUAUGUGUUAUUGGUGGGAGAAGGAAACUUCUCAUUCACUCUAUCGUUGGUUGUAGAUCAUCAAUUCGAGUGUGGUCAGUUGGUGAGCACAACGGUAGAUACACAGGAGGAAGCGUACAAAAAGUACGAUGACUGUGAGGAGAUAGUGAAGACACUUACGAGCAAAGGAGUAAGGAUAAUAUUUGGAGUGGAUGCAACGUGUCUCGAUAAGUGUAAAGAACUUGAAGGAAAUAAAUUUCACAAGAUAUACUUUGGAUUUCCACAUCUAGGACUCGGUAUAAAGGAUCAGGAUAGGAAUGUGAUAGCUAAUCAAACGCUGAUACUUAGAUUCUUUGCUUCUGCGAGUGAGUACCUGACGUCAGGGGAUGUGGAUUAUAAUUUCAAGAAGAAGAAGGGCGAGGAGAGUGAGGACGAAGGUGAAGACAAGACAAGAGAGGGUGUAGUGAUGAUAACCCUUAAAGAGUCAAAGCCGUAUAAUUUAUGGAACGUUACAGGUUUAGCUAAGAAUCCUCCGAUAGAGUUGCCAGAAUUGCCAGGACAGCCAUCAACGGCAAAGGGGAAAAAAGAAAAGAAAGGAUGCGCGUAUAAAGUACUUCGUAGUAGUCCAUUCAAUUGGGAAUUCUAUCCAACGUACUCCCACCGCAAAACAUCCGCAUCAAUGAAAAAUGUAGUGAAUAGCAGCCAAAGUCGAAUCUACGAAUUUAAUUCUUUUAACUUUGAUAGACUCAACUCUCUCAAUUCAAAGCACUCUGAGCUACAAUCGAAUCUCACCAACCUUCACUCCUCUAGAAUAUCUCAAGAGCGCUCUUUGAACCACAACAGCCAUCAUCAACAUCAUCAAAACAAAAGGAAACUCAGCCUACACGAUGCUCACGAAACUCCAGACUCACUCGACAUUGAUGACGCAAACGAUUCCCUUGACACUCAAAUCAUACAACCAAAGAAGAUGCGUUUACCUUCCCCUUCUCCUCCUCCAGAUCCUAUCUCCCUCGUCCCCGAAUACCAAGGCUUAGACCCUGACUUUUGUCUUCCUACAACAGCUUUACAACGCGCCAAACACGUCCAAGAUGCCCAAAACGCUAUCUGGUUGCACAUAUCGCGCAAAGAGAUCCCAAGAGUACACAAAUACGCUACUGCUGCACACACUUCCCACUUAUCUUUCCACAAGCGGAUAUCUCUACUCACUCAAAGAGAGCAACGCAAGCUUACAACUCGUACAACUAAAAACAACAAAGAAAUUCAAGCCAAGGCUAAGAAGGUGAUGCGUGAAGUUCUCUUUCAUUGGCGCAGGAACGAGAAAGAUGAACGUGAUGUCCGUCGUAAGGCUGAUAGAGAUGCUUACGAUAAAGCAAGAGCUGAAGAACAGAGUAGAGAAAGUCAACGCCAACAGCGUAAACUUAAUUUCCUUAUCACCCAAACUGAAUUAUACUCCCACUUUGUCGGUAACAAAAUCAAGACUGACGAGGCUGAGAAAUCGAAUGAUACCGCCGCUGAUCCUAAUCUCGAGAGCGCUCCUAUUCAACCACCUUCAUUCGACUUUGACAAGUUUGAAGAGAGUAAUUUGCAAGAUAUUGACUACGAUGAUGCCGACGAAAGCAAUUUACGCAUGCACGCUGCCAAGAAUGCUCAACAAGCAUGGCUUAACACGCGCGACAAAGCGACUCAAUUUGACAAAGUAGCUGCUGAGGAUAGGCGCAAAAAUGAGGCUAUCCAAAAAGCUAAAGAGAUGGGUGUUGAAGUACCACCAGAAGCUGAGCAAAAUGCUGAUGCUGAUGACGAGCUCAAUUUCCAAAACCCCAACCUCGGUGAUGACUCUGUCGAAGUAGGCCAGCCGAAGCUGCUUGAUGCAGAGUUGAAAGACUACCAAUUGAAGGGAUUGAACUGGCUGGCCAACCUUUAUGAGCAGGGAAUCAACGGUAUACUUGCAGAUGAGAUGGGAUUGGGUAAAACUGUUCAAUCGAUAUCUCUGAUGGCUUACUUGGCAGAAAAGCAUGAUAUUUGGGGUCCAUUCCUUAUCAUUACUCCGGCAUCUACAUUGCAUAAUUGGCAGCAGGAGAUUAGUAGGUUUGUACCAUCUCUCAAACCACUUCCAUACUGGGGUUCGACGAAGGAUAGAGCUGCGCUAAGAAAGUUUUGGCAAAGGAAGGCUAUAACAUAUACAAAAGACGCACCUUUUCAUGUCCUCAUCACAUCGUACCAGUUGGUUUUGUCUGAUGAAAAGUACUUUAAGAAUGUGAAGUGGCAGUACAUGAUCUUAGAUGAAGCGCAGGCUAUCAAGUCAUCACAAUCAGCGAGAUGGAAUACGCUUCUAUCUUUCAAAUGUCGCAAUAGACUCUUGCUUACAGGUACACCAGUCCAGAAUUCCAUGCAAGAGUUAUGGGCACUUCUUCACUUUAUCAUGCCUUCGUUAUUUGACUCGCAUGACGAAUUCGCAGAGUGGUUUUCUAAAGAUAUAGAAUCGAAUGCGGAGAACAAGGGUGCAAUCAACGACAAGCAGUUAAAGAGAUUGCAUAUGAUACUGAAGCCAUUCAUGUUGCGCAGAGUUAAAAAGAAUGUUCAAAAUGAGCUCGGUGACAAGAUUGAGAUCGACGUACAUUGUCAUUUAUCGCAGAGACAACGCUCGUUGUAUAGGUUACUAAGGAGCAGGAUUUCCAUCACUUCUCUAAUAGACAAAGCUAACAAGGGGAGCGAUGAAGGAAAGCGCGGUCUUAUGAACUUGGUUAUGCAGUUCAGAAAGGUUUGCAACCACCCAGACCUCUUUGAGAGGGCUGAUGUGAAGAGUCCUUUUGUUAUGUCGAGAUGGUCACGGAAUAGAUCGACGAGAGAUCCUGAUGUUCACUACAUACCUGAUCAGUUUGAGAGCACAGUCAGACUGCAACUGCCGCGGUUGAUUGCCGACGAUAAAGACAUUGGUGGUGCCGUUGGUAGACCGACUGGUAGAUCUAAAUUUGGAAGUAGGACAUUGGAGCAGAUGUUCAAUAUUUGGACACCUGAUUAUAUAACCAAGUCAAUAAGUCAGGGUAAAGAAAGCCCGUUCGCCUUCUUACCACAGAUCGGCGUCAGCGCGGAGCAGGCUAGCCAGUUGUUUUCGUCAGAUGAGUUCACGAGGAUGUUAAUGGCAUUUGAGGAGAACAUGGCACAAUCUGAACAUGAAGGAUACAAUGAUGAUAACGACUUGAUUUCUUCUGCAUUGAAUAAGACACUCAACAUUAUUCGUCCGUUCCCUCACAAAGCUGCAAUAGAAGAAUACAGUAGCGCACCAUUACCAGCAUUGAACGAGGUAGCACUCAAUGCCAUUGCUGAGUCUGUACUCUUGCGCCGUUCAUCCAAGUACAUGUCAGGAAUAAAGAGGGUAUUAGCACCUGCCCCGUAUCCUGAUAUCUUGCAUAGACCCUCGCUCGACCGCAUACAGUGGCGCGCAAGAGAAGACAAUGAAAUCACCAAGACGUUUUUUGGUCUGCAGACGCCCCGUCUUAAAGAGAACACCGAAGCAAUAGAGGUGCUGCCGCCACACAUACCCCCACAAGGACUGGUCGAGAACAGCGAUAGGAUGCAACUUCCACCAUCGACAAUGGCAGUACCAGAACCGAACAAACUGAUUAUAGACUCUUCCAAGUUGGUGGCGCUCGAUGAUCUACUACCUAAACUGAAAGCAGGCGGCCAUCGCGUUCUCAUUUACUUCCAGAUGACCAAAAUGAUCGACCUGAUACAGGAGUACCUGAUUUAUAAGGGAUACAAAUAUUUGCGUUUGGAUGGUAGCUCCAAGAUCAACGAUAGGAGGGAUAUGGUACAGGAUUGGCAGGGCAGUGACGAAUACUUUGUAUUCAUGCUGUCUACGAGAGCUGGUGGAUUAGGAAUCAAUUUGACAGCUGCAGAUACUGUGAUUUUCUUUGAACAUGAUUGGAAUCCUUCGAAUGACCAGCAAGCCAUGGACAGAGCGCACAGACUGGGCCAAAAGAGACAGGUGACUGUCUACAGGCUCAUUACUAAAGGUACGAUCGACGAGCGUAUUGUGAAGCUAGCCAGAGUGAAAAAGGAUAUUCAAGAUAUGGUUGUUGGACAGAAAGGCGUGGGCGAGAAAGAGCAGAGCCAGCCAAACGAGCGCGAGAUCAUACAAAUGUUGAUGGAAGAAGAUCAGGACGAGCCUUAUGAGGCUGGUGUCGGUAGCGUUGGAGGUGUCGAUACGGCAGAAUUGCUCAAUGGAGCGAAUGACGAUGAGGAUGGCUUGUUUGGAGGAGACAUGGGUGGUUCUAAUGAUGGUAAUGCCAACAAUACAGUCAACGGUACUGGUACUGGCACACCUGCAACGCCGUCUAAACAAUCUUCCACUCCUAAGCCACCCGGCGCGCGUCAAGGCAGAGGCAGACCACCUGGCUCUACGAACAAGGACAAGAGCGGUGGAGGUGGCUCAGUCGGUGCAGCUGCUACUGCUGCUACUGCAAGCGGCAGUGCUCCUCCGUCGACAUCAAACAACUCCACACACCCGAACACACCUCAACAGAGCGACGACGGCAAACCCAAGAAAAGGUUCAGGAGGACUAAGAAGCAGAUGGAAGACGACGCGGCUGCAGCUGCGGCACAUGAAGCCUACCUACUCAAGGAGGGUAUCAUGCCUGAGAAGAAGAAGCGCGGUCGCAAACCUAAGCAUAAGGCUGAACAGGAUGCCCAAGCUCAAAAGCAGUUUGAGGAGAUGCAGAGCAAGCUGGCCGAAGAUGGCCAGCAGUAG